This is a messenger RNA of Phacochoerus africanus (Common warthog), 3539 nucleotides long. RefSeq names its product glycoprotein IX platelet (gene GP9). The transcript has 4 exons. The record is from RefSeq and is a predicted model, not a curated record. NCBI's taxonomy places the organism in Eukaryota, Metazoa, Chordata, Mammalia, Artiodactyla, Suidae. Gene Ontology annotation, molecular function: protein binding. Bases 509 to 1030 code for a protein of 173 amino acids.
UCUAGAUCAGGGGAGGGGAAUCUGUUCCUGCUUUUCUCAUUAUUUCUGUCCUAGCCAUGGACCACCUGAAACCACCUGAGAGCCUUGCCCAGCUUUGUCAGGCCUGCUCUGUGAACAGCACCCAGGACAGUCCCGGAGGAACUGCUUGGCUCAGAGACAGACACACAAGCAACCAGCAGUGCCACGAACUCAGCUGGAGGAGCGGGUCAAGGAGAGCAUCCUGGAGGAAGUCACACCCUAGGUGGAUCUGAAAGGGUGGAGCCUGCAGGCAGGAGCCACCAUCUGCUGCCCCACAUAGAGCAGCCACUGCACCCUCAGCCAGAAUAGUUCAGGACACAGAAAGGGGUGCCCAACAGCAGGCCUGCCAGCUGAGCGUCCUGCCUUCUGAGCUUCCGGGGAGGAUCAGCUGGCCUGGGUCGUCGUGCUUCACUUCCCUGUCCCCACCGCCCACCUCCCGGAGGAGAAGCCGAGGCCUGAGAGGGAGUUGUCCCCGCAGCCCACCUGCCCGAUGCCGGCCUGGGCGGCUCUGUUGCUGCUCUGGGCGGCCGUUCAGGCGGCCGAGGACUGCCCGGCCGCCUGUAGCUGCCGCACCCUGGACACCAUGGGGCUGGAGGUGGACUGCCAGAGCCGGGGACUCGCGGCCCUGCCCGCCCUGCCGGCCCACACGCGCCACCUCCUGCUGGCCAACAACAGCCUGCGCUCCGUGCCGCCCGGCGCCUUCGACCACAUGCUCCAGCUGCAGACCCUCCAACUGGCAAACAACCCCUGGCACUGCGACUGCGGCCUCACGUACUUGCGCCUCUGGCUGCGGGACCGCGCCCCGGGGGAGCUGCCGCGCGUGCGCUGUGCGAGCCCCGGCCGCGCCUCCGGCCGCGCGCUCAGCCAGCUCAGCGGCUCGGAGCUGGGAGCCUGCGGCUGGAGUCUCCGGGCGUCCUGGGCGUCCCCGGGUGGGCCGUGGUUGGACGUGGCGCUGGCCGUUGUGGCCGCGCUGGGCCUGGCUCUGCUGGCGGGCCUGCUGUGCACCGUCUAGGCCCUGGGCGGUGCUACCGCCCCCGGAGCCCAAAAUAAACCGGCAGCUCAGAGAUGGGUUUCCCAUUAGCACGGGAGCCUGGCUCCUUCUGGAAACCAGCGUCCCUCAGUUGGGGCUUCUCUGUUGUGCACCCGCUCCAAGUUCCUAGUACAAUGAUUUGCCCCACCUCCACGCCCCUCUCCAGGCACCUGCAGUUUCACAAUCUCUGGACACCCCUAGCCCUUCCCCUGCGCGUCCUGGGAGACUGGGUCCUGGGAGACCCUCUCAAAGCUGCAACAUCUGCUUCCUACACGGCCUCCCGCAGCCCAGACCAACCGACCGUCAACAUCCAGCCCCUCUCCAAGCUCCAGGAAACCUUGUCCUCAGACACAGCAGUGAGCAGAGAGGGACGCAUGGACCCCGGGUGGAAGGCUAGGGGCUAUACCUGUCUCUGUGACAGACAGGCCUUGGAAGGCACAUCACUGUUUCCCAAAUGGCCUUUGACUCUCUGUUCUCGCCAUGAGGGCACCCCAUCUUUUGUCAUCUUCUGCUCUCUCUCUCUCUCUCUCCUUUUCCUCCUCUGCACUCUUCCCCAGAAACAAAACAACAAAUUCCUCCCUUUCCUGUGGAAGCAGCCCCCCCUCUUCAUGCUAGGGUCAGACACCCUCAAGGUCUGAGCUCUCCCCUCCCCCCAAAAAAGUCACCCAAAUCGCCAAACAAGAGAGCAGAAUCUGGUGCCAGCAGUUCAAUAAUACUUUUCUCCACCAUAUCAGAUAACAAACAAAUCAAUUAUACCAAGGUCCCCCUCUCAAGGAGGGCCAAGUGAUAGACCUGUGGGUCAGAAGGUGACACAGGAAGGCCAAAGGGACACAGAGCAGCACUGGGGGUCACUGGCCCAUAGAGGUGAGGCUGGAAGAGGAGCCCAAACUUGGGGCAGGUGGACAGAGGGAGUGGUAGGGACUUGAGAAACCACAGUGCCUGCCUUCCACCUGGCGGCCCAGCUGAAUGUUGCCAUGUGGAGAGGUGCACCAGGUGCCCAGUGUUCCAUUUCUCCAGAGAGGCUGGGAAACCAGAUUUUUACAUAGAAUCUCUGAAUUAUUCAAGUAUUGGCAACUAAAUUUAAUUUUUUAAAAAUAUACUUCAACAAAUAAAAACAUAUUAAUUGACAAGAAUAGUCCACAGGCUGAGAGUUUGGUUUCUGCCUUAGGAAUCAUCUGGCAUCCACUUGCAGGGCACUUAGUAUGUGGGAGGCCCUGCAUGAAGCCACACAAAGGGGUCUUUUUCUGCAAACCGGGUGAGGAGGUACUGUCUUUCUGGACCAUGUGGAGGGGCACUCAGGCCCAGGCCCAUAGUCACUUCACAGGCACAGGCAGGUCCUCUGGGCCCCGGCCUUGGUAUCCCAUCUCAGAGUCCAGGAGUGGGCCUGGUGCCCUCUGAGUUUACUCAGGUCUGGGCAGUCCCCUGGGGUGGGCAGAGGCAAGGGAGGGACAGCCUCGCCCAGGUCCGAGCCCCUGGGGUCGUGGGAGCCUUGCUCAGACUGGCCUGGGCAUGGGUUUUUCUUCCAAGGUCUCCUCGCCUUCAGGGAGAGCAGGCCAUUCAUACAGCAAGACUUUCUCGUCCCUGCAAAGAUGGUGGCAGGUGCCUGGAGAGCAGCCCAUCUAGAACAUCCAGGCUCCAGGACUUCCUGACUCUGGCAGUGAGAAACAGGAGACCCUGCCCCAGCCCUUAAGUUUACAGACAUACACACCCCUGCCACCACACACACAUGCACAUGCGCACACUUGAGCAUGCACCCUGGGGCUUCCCAGGAAGGGAGGCAGGCAUCACAGGAGCUGGUGUCCCACAUGAGGAAACUAGGCUCUGACAGAGAAAUAUCUCGUCCAGGGUCACUAGCCAGUCCAGGAAGACCUGGGGUUAGAGUGGAGGUUGGUCUGACCCCCCAGUGUCAGUCUGUCCUGAGCAGGAGGGGCAGAUGGGGGCCAUGCCCUCCCCAUCAGCAGAGACCCCAUGUGAGGGACCAGGAACAGACCCCGAUUAUUUUGGGGGGCUAUGGAUUCAUGGACUUUGGGAUCAGGGCCCUGAUCCAGGCACUCAGCAGCUCCUUGAGCCUACUGUGUGCCUGGCUCUGCGCCCCAUGCUGGUCGGGGCGAUAUGUAUGUUGGGGGUGGGUGGUGUAGGGGAACAACCCAGACCUGCCAGGGCAUCUCAGGUCCUGACUUGGAAUAACAGCCUGCCUGCCCAGGACCACAGGGCACACAAACAGACUCCCAGCCCUGGGCAUGUUGGCGCACCUGAAAAAAAUCAAGGGUGGAGGGCUGGUAACACACCCCUCCCAGGCAUGGAGAUGCAUGAGGGAUACUGGGCUUGGUCCCCAACCACCUCCCCAACAUAAAGCCAGCUGAAGGAGCCUGGGGCCCAGAGAAGUUCACAGGUAUCCCUGAGGCCCUGAUUGCUUCUUCAUGGUAGGAGGUGGGGGUGGGGAUCCCCUCAUGGGUCUGGAACAGAGGGAGGGUCUCAACGGGGCUCCAAG